AUGAAGUCCAAGCGGGCAGUGUGCUCCUGCCAGCAACGCGGCGUGGCAGAUACCUGGCAAAUAUCGUUCGGAGGCAGGCAGUUGUACGACGGAACCGGUAUAAAAUUCAACAAGGAUGCUGACAGGAUCAAUGCAGAGUCGAAAAAGAAGGUGGACGUGCUCUCUGAGGAACUGCUUCCGUACAUCAUCGCGGAGCAGGAGAGACGUACGACGCUGUACAAACGCAUCAUGACGGCUAUACAGAACGGUGAGAAGGGCGUCACGAUCGCCGAGCUCAGGAACAAGCCCCCCCUUAUUAUUAGGAAAGGUCUUCUCUACCGCUGCCCAGCAAACCGGGUUCCUAAGGAACCAGACGGCUCAGGGGUGCUGAUGUGCGAGAACGAUAUUGAACCAACUCAAGUGAUGUAUGACUCCUGCCUCAGCGCAGAGGAUAAAGAUCUUUAUGUCGCUGAGAAUAAGUACUUCUUUUGUAAUCGACACAAGGUGGAAGGUCCAGACCUACCUCGCAACGGUACCGCUGUGAUUGGCUGCGCACCGAUGGAGAGGACCUCUUUAAACUACACCAGUAACAAGUGCACGUUGGAUGAUACUGAAGAUGUGGUUGUACACUACCGCUAUUAUCCGGACAGGACGUACAAAUUCGUGACGGAACUGGACCCUGACCACGAGGUCUGCGACCAUUGGAACCCGUGCCAGAUCGGCUACAUCUACUCCCUCCCUACUCCUGACCAGGCUCUGAUUGCCAACGAGCUAUGGCAGGACAGUUUGGAGGAGUGGGUGCCCGUAACAGCUAAGAACUACACCAGCAGUCCGCGAAGGAUAGGCAUCCCAGACGGUUACGUGUUCCACGGUAUACAGCACUCCAUCUCCCACAACUCAGGCAGAAACGCGGUGUCGCCGAAGUAUUACUCUGUGCAACCCAUUGGCUCCGUCAUAGUUAUCACCAUGACUUUCCCCACCUGGUCGAACCAACAUUAUGGAACGUACUUUUGCAUCUUCUCCAAGCCUGGCACCAAGCGAGAGAAAGUUGUCAAAUUCUUGGUGUUAUCUCAAACCAGCAUGGUCAUAACGCCGAAGGUUGUGGAGCUACUGCCCGGACAACGUGCGAACACCAUCGAGUUACCGUUCAAGUGCAACCGAUGUCGCAUCAAUAGCGUCAUGGUGAGGGCCUCGGACGGCAACGUAUACAAUGUCGACAGCUCACGGUACAGGGUGAACGAGUCUACGGACAGCCGGCAGGUUAUAGAGGUAGAUAUCGAGGGUAUGAAGCCGCAGGACUUCGGCGAUUACAUCAUCGUGGUACAGAAUGGCGAUGGCAAUGACGAGAGGCUCAUAGCAGUGACUGUUUUGAUGAUCGACAUACCUCGACUGACGGAGUCGUUCCUGGUGGGCGGCCACUUCGAUCGGACUAUGAACUACACCUGUGACAACUGCGAGAUCAGGGACAUCCUGUGUAACGGGGAGAGUGUGCUGGCUGCCGGACGGAUUUCCGUCAUCAGCGUCUCCAAGAUGAUCAGCUUUAACUUUCCCAGGUUCGAAGACAGUCACUCCUGUGUGUACGUGGGCUUCUUUAAAGUGAAAAACAGGGUUUACAAAAAGAUUUUAGCUGUCAUUGAUACGGUGAUCGUCCAUGGACAAGUAAAAAGAGCGCCACCAAAAGAAGGCGAGCAGUUCGAGGAAAUAAUUCCUUACAGUUGUACCGAUUGUCUUGUCACUAAGGUCUACGUGAACGGCAUACCUGUGCAAAGCUCGAGAAGAAGCAACAGCGGAUCCGGCAGUUUCUAUAUUGUGUCAUCUUCAUCUAUCACAAUCCGCAUAGUGGAAUACGGUCCGACUUAUGAGGGUGUGUAUCAAGCAGUAUUUGUGGCGGGGACUGAGCAAGUCACGAAGACAAUCCUGGAAAUUACGAAUUCCACAGACCAAAACUCUUCCAAACCAGAAGUUGGGGGCACAGCGACCGUUGGCGGAGCUUCGGUUAUGUCGACAGAGAUACCAUCGGAUUCACCAGCAAAUUCGACAGACAUGAAUCCUGCAGUCGAAACCGCAACACAGUCGAAUGGUGUUACGGGAGCCGAAACCAAAGAAGAAUCUGAUGGUAAGAUCUUCAAUUUUACGGCCUGGUAA
This is a messenger RNA of Parnassius apollo (apollo), 2124 nucleotides long. Lineage: Eukaryota; Metazoa; Arthropoda; Insecta; Lepidoptera; Papilionidae. The record is from the annotation of a GenBank genome assembly.